Molecule: messenger RNA, 1909 nt
Organism: Phyllopteryx taeniolatus (common seadragon)
Lineage: Eukaryota; Metazoa; Chordata; Actinopteri; Syngnathiformes; Syngnathidae
Gene: sdc3
Product: syndecan 3
Exons: 5
Coding region: 354-1625 (423 amino acids)
Biological process (GO): cell migration
Cellular component (GO): membrane; cell surface
Source: RefSeq, a predicted model, not a curated record
GCUGCCUUGUGAGCGGCGAGGGGGGAGGAGAGAGACAGAGAGAGAGAGAGAGAGAGAGAGAGAGAGCGAGAGAAAGACAGCCGGAGGGCGGCGAGACGAGCCAGUAAAUCUAUCCGGGGCGAAGGGAGACAGAGGCGGCCUGGAACUAGCGAGGAGGUGGGAGACCUUCUCCUUCUCCUUCUCCUUCUCCUUCUUCUUCUUCGUCUUCUUCUUCUUCUUCCUCGUCUUUGUGCGCGCGCGCGCGCGUGGAUUUUAAAACCCCCCUGGGGCCGCGGCGCGCUCUGGAAGUUCGGACCCCGGACGGCUCGGACGCCCCAACCGGGAGGCUGCGGCCGCGCACCCCGCUACCGAGCAUGAGGCUGCUGCUGCCGGGCUCGCUGCUGCUGCUGGCCGCUCACGUCGCCGCGGGCCAGACGUGGUCGCCCGUCGAUGACGAAGGCUCCACGGCCGACGACUUCUAUGACGAUGAGGACCUCUACUCGGGAUCCGGCUCUGGAUUUCCCGACAUCAGCGUGAGGCCGACGUCGGUGUCCGUGUCCUUCACCACGGAGGAUCCCGUCCCGCUGUCCACCACGCAGGCCACCAGCCCCGCCCCGUCCGCCGCGCCCGCGGCCGAGCCCUCCGCCGACCCGGACCCCGCCGUCGCCGGUUCCGCCACCGCCGCCGCCGCCGUCGCCACCGUGGCCACCUCCACCGUGCCCGCCGGCACUCUCCUACCCACGGAAACGGACGGCGAGAGCGGUGCAUUCUGGGAAUUGGAGUCGGAGAAGGAGAAGCAGCUGGAACGCGAGCGGGAACGGGAACGGGAGCGGGAACGGGAGCGCGAGCGGGUCCGAGAGAUGGAGCGCCAACAGGAGCGUGAGCGAGAGAGAGAACAGGAGCGCGAACGAGAACGGCAACGAGAGCGGGAGAGGGAGCGCGAGCUGGAGCGCUUACGGGCCGCCGCCGCCGCCGCCCGAACCACCGCCGCCCCCAAAUCCUCAGCCCCCGUCGCCGUCGUGACAACAGCGACGCCUGCUGAAGAAGAAGAAGAGGACGUGUACCUGUCGCCUGAGCCCACGCCGCUCUACCCGGGGUCGGACGCCGGCGCCACCACAAGGGAGGACGCCUCCACCGCGGGGGAGCCCACCGCGACCGCCACGCCCGCCGCCACCCCGGCCGUCACCCUCAAGACCAGGUUCCCCGUCAGGCCGCGGGUUCCCGUGGCAGCGCCCACGGCGAGGAGCGCACGCCCGCCGCAGCCGACCACCACACAGGCGCGCGCGGACGAGGGCAACAACGAACUGGCCGCCGUGGGGCCCAGCGGCGACUUCGAGAUCCGCGAGGACCAGCGCAACGACUUGGGCCGGGGCCUGGCGCCGGAGGAUCCGGAUCUGCUCGGCAACACGGUGGACGGCGGCAGCUCGGCCGCGCAGCUCCCGCAGAAGAACAUCCUGGAAAGGAAGGAAGUCUUGAUAGCGGUCAUCGUCGGCAGCGUGGUGGGCGCCCUGUUCGCCGCCUUCCUGGUCAUGCUGCUGGUGUACCGCAUGAAGAAAAAGGAUGAGGGCAGCUACACGCUGGAGGAGCCCAAGCAGGCCACCGUCACCUACCAGAAGCCGGACAAGCAGGAGGAGUUUUACGCGUAACGCGCGGCCGCCACCAACACGCCAAAACCUCCUCUACUUCCUCUGCAUCGCUUUUCCAUCCCCCCCCCCCCCCCCCCUUCCUCUCGGCUGCCAACCACGAGAGCGCCUUUUUUUGCGGACUUGGAACUUUCUUUUCAAUGAAAGUGUAGAAAAAGGGGACGAAAAAAAAACAACAAAAGGAAAACAAAAUAUUCUUUGGGGGGAAAAAAAAUAACACGCGCAUACACGCAUUUUUUUUUUUCAAUGUUGUUAUUCAUUUUCUCUUGUUCUGUAUGUGACGACGA